UUGGCUGCUGGCCCGCACGCUCGAGCCGGGCUCCGCGGACGGUGGUGGGGGUGAUGCUGCGACCGUUGCUCUUGCUCUUUGUCCCGCUGCUCGCUGGCAGUGCGGCAGCGGAGGAGGAGGGGGAGAGGCUGCCCACCAAGUGCGAAGUGUGCAAGUUUCUCACACUGGAGCUGCAGUCUGCUCUAGACAAGACGAAACGUUCCAAGGAGGUGUUGGAGCUCGGAGAAGUGCUGGACAAUGGGAAACGCAAGCGAAAGAUCAAGUACAACACGUCGGAGACCCGGCUAGCUGAUGCCAUGGAUAACAUCUGUGAGAGAAUUCUGCAAUACAACGUACACGCCGAGCGACCCGGGAGCUUGCGCUAUGCAAAGGGAACCAGUGAGACAAUGAUGACCCUGAAGAACCUGGUGAGCAAAGGAGUCAAGGUGGAGCUGGGACUCCCGUUCGAAAUGUGGGAUGAGCCCUCGGCUGAGGUGACGGAUCUGAAAAAGCAGUGUGAGAAGAUGCUGGAGCAGUACGAGGAGGUCGUGGAGGAUUGGUACUUCCACCACCAGGACCUGGAUCUGGAGCGGUUUCUCUGCAUGUCCCACGUGCUGGAGACAAACAAUCAAGAGUGCCUGACCGAAGUGUGGAAAGGCCGCAAGGGCGACGCAGCUGAGAGACAGGAGGAGGAGGAGCGGGGCGCGCAGGCAGAUGGCAAACCCGGAGAAGGAGACAGGUCGGAGGGUGACGAGACCCGUCAUGACGCUGCUGAACUCUGACCUCGCGCGGUGUUGCUCAUCCCUCCCGGACCCCGUCUGGAAUUGGGAAAAGUGUGCCUGUGCCAAACUGGACUAUGGUAAUCGGAAAGGCUAUCAGUUUUAUACUCGGCAGUCUCCCAGGGUGUGGAAGCAAGGCGUGGCUUUGAACCCUGACUCUCGGGCCUACAGAAGGUCGAGUAUGUUCUGUCUCUUUAUAGGUCACAACAGGACACUAGUCUAGAACGGAUCAGAUUUUAAACUUGCUACAUAACCCAUCUUUCUAAUACUUAAACACCAUGCACGCUCCUUUUUAUGGGGGACCCUGUCCUUUCCUCCUCCCUGGUAAUACAGGUUAGGGUCUCUCCAAUCUGGUGUGGAGUUUGAGAAGCUGCUAAAGAUGCUAUAGCGUCCAUUUUAAUUCUGGCAGCUUGGAUUUCCUCACGCUCCCAGGUUGCUGAACCAACUCCUGCUGGGUGUAUCGAUCCGCGAGGAGACCUGCACCAAAUUUCCUCCUGGUUUCCUGCUACCCCAGACCAUGCAGAGCCUCCGUUCCGUGACAUGGGCGGGCUCUGAGACCAACUGUACUGUGGGACCAAGCUGAUAAACCUCACUCUGCUGGCCUUAACAAAAAUCAGACAGCCUCUGUGAGCAGAAAGCCAAGUCCACGUUUGGAGUCCGGCGACUCCACCCCCCC
Messenger RNA from Chiloscyllium plagiosum (whitespotted bambooshark), 1434 nucleotides. It is a transcript of the gene cnpy4, whose product is annotated as canopy FGF signaling regulator 4. NCBI's taxonomy places the organism in Eukaryota, Metazoa, Chordata, Chondrichthyes, Orectolobiformes, Hemiscylliidae. The record is from RefSeq and is a predicted model, not a curated record.